This is a messenger RNA of Amphiprion ocellaris (clown anemonefish), 7771 nucleotides long. It is a transcript of the gene zdhhc16b, whose product is annotated as zinc finger DHHC-type palmitoyltransferase 16b. Lineage: Eukaryota; Metazoa; Chordata; Actinopteri; Pomacentridae. Gene Ontology annotation, biological process: protein palmitoylation. The transcript has 9 exons. The coding region runs from base 4367 to 5611 and encodes 414 amino acids. Gene Ontology annotation, cellular component: Golgi apparatus. Gene Ontology annotation, molecular function: palmitoyltransferase activity. The record is from RefSeq and is a predicted model, not a curated record.
UAAUUAUGAGCCCUGAACACUGGUGUUUGGAGGCAGCUAACCGUUAGCCGGCUAGCGUUAAAGCAUAUUGUAGCUAAAUGGAGGAAUUAUUUAAUGCUGUUGUCAUAAUUGGAUAUUUUAAGAGGUGGUAGUAUAAUUCAGUCAGUUUCAGCUAUUUCCACGAGGACAACUGAUAUAUUAUUUUGUCUCAGUUGUCUGUAGACGUGUUCUGCCAUCAUAUGGACAAAGGUGUUUGAUCCUCUGACUGAUGUUUGUACAGCUAAUAACGCCAUUUACCAGAGACAGAUAUCAAUACCUUCUUUACUGAUUCAGUAUUACCAGUAGAAACAACACCAGGAUGCUGUGUUUCUGUUGCUGUCACAUGGUACAUAAUCCAAACUGCAGGGUGGAUGAUAUGGUCUGGGAUUAAUGAAUGGCAUAUGACAACAUGAGCACUACAUGGUGGCAUCCUGUGUUCAUUUUACUCAGCUAGGGAUGUAGGCUUGAAAAAAAAAAUACACAAUUUCACUGCAACGUGUGUUGUAAGACGGAAAAAUUAACGAUUUUAAAUAGUUUGGGGUUCUAGGGAUUUUUCAGAGCAAAUGCCAAUAAGUUGCCUUAGGAGUGCCUCAUUAUAAAUACAGAUAUUUAAAAAAACAGAUGUUCUCUGGAUCCAAAGACAGGGCUGGGCAAUAUAAGUGAAGAGUUUAUUCUGAUAAAAUUGUAAAUUUCAGUCAAUGUCAGUAAUUACUGAUCAUUUUGAUCAUCAUUAUUUACUCUUUUUUUUAAAUAAAGACAUUAAAUUUGAAUUUAAACAUCUUUUUGUGAAUAUAACCUCUUUAUCAGGUUACACAGGUUGUAACUUUAAUGUUAACACAAUCAAAAACACUUACAUUUACACACAAAUUAAAUCAAAUAAGUGUAAAGGGAUGAUCUCUCCUUGAUGCAUAUUAAAUAUAGAAUGCAAGCAAAAAAAGAGAGUCAGUGGUUAUAAGAUGAUAAUAAGACUGUGAACCCUUUGUUUGUCUGUUGUCAUUCUAGAUUUCUUCAGAGUUUCUUCCACAGUUUAAACUCAUGCAUGAUUCUAGGCAGACCAUAAACAUCGAUGGUUGUCCGUCUCACUGUGUUUGCUCUGUGAUGGACCGGUGAUAUGGCCUCUUUCCAGCCCCUGCUCAGAUUGAACUCAGAAUUUUUUUCUCUCUGAUAAACAGCUGAAAUCUUAAUACACUCGGGUGAAAACCAAAAAAUGCCAAGAAAACAAAGAAAUCCGAGAAGCUGGAAGUAGUUGGUGUCUGCCAUUAUUGCUAGGAAAUGACCAAGGUAGUUGAAGAUUUUAUUUGUUGAUGGACUAAUUGUUGAAAUUACUAAUUAUUUCAGCUCUGCACUGUUCUCCGGAUGCUUCUGGGAGAUAAAAAGGAAAAUUAAUUAACAUCUUGCACUUUUGAGCAGUAAUAAAAUUGGUUGGAGCUGUUUUCCUUGUUGUUAAUGUCUCAUCACAGCCUCCCUAACAUGCAGUAAGUGUGAACUCACAUUCAGAGCAGACACUGCAUGAAUAUGUCAAGUAACAGAAAUAAAUGGUCACGAAUGACAAUCCAAUAAAACAGCAGCUGUAGUAAAGGUCAGAAUAGCUGUUAACGUUAAGCUAAAUAUAUGUAGAUUCUGAUGCACAGUUUGCUGCAGUUUAUUACUUUGUAGCUGAAGGAACAGAGAUUAUAAAAACCUUUUACUGCUGCAGUCCAACAGCUUCACAGUCUGGUUAGAUCAAUCAGCAACUGUGCAGCUCCGUCAAAGUCACUGAAAUGACUCAAAACAAAAGGACUAAACAGAGAGCUGGUGCUAAUGAUUAUCCUCAGAUGUCUGUAAAUGGGGAAAUAACUGACAACUGCUGUAUAGAGCGUACAAUACUGACAGAUUUUAAUGGCAAAAUCUGGCUGUCCAGAGUGACUUAUGGCUUUAGACGGCUUCCCUAAAGUCUCAGUAGCAGCCAAAAUCCAAAGUAUUUACUCUGUUACAUAAAUACAAGAGGAAAUGAGUGAAGACGCAUCAUGCAAAUACUUGCUGUAGUUUUCAAUAGAUGACAAAAUAGUGAUAAAUAUCCCCUCACUUGUCUAGUGGAUUUGUUCCGUGUCUAAAUGUGAAAAUUGCCAGCCGCUUCCUCCUCUGCUGUGACCCAAAGGGACCGAGACACUGCAGAGGAAGAGGACAGACUAAAGCUUAUUACAGAGACACUCUCAGGGAUCUGCCUUUCUUCUAAGUCCAGAUUUAGGACAGCGAGUUGCCAUAGAGACAGCAGUGCCAUGCUGUGGGGCACUCUUGUGUUUCUUAUGUCUGCCAGGUACAGAACAUGGAAAUUAAUUUAAUGACUUUCAACACCUCGUUUAGUCAGUCAGCAGCCUGUUGAGUUGAGCUUUAAGGUCUUACAUGUAUGGAAGCCCAUUUCCGCCUGCAAUAGGAAACAUACGAAAUAUUUGGAAUGACAAAAAUAAACUGAAUUAUGUGAUACUGAGAUAAAAUUGUGACACUGAUGGGAUUUACAAACCAGCAGGGACUCUGGUUUGUUUACUCCCUCGGUUUGAUUCCUUUGGGAACUCAGUAGUCACACCAGGUACAGACCAAAGCUAUCCCAGUGAGAAUGGAGUUGAUUCAAACCAAUUCUACAUUGCAUUGUUUUUGCCGGGUUUUUUUUACAAGUCCACCUAAUAUCUGUUGAUGUUGCAUUGAUGGCAUGGAAAACUACAAUUUUUUUAAGAUCAAAAUUCACUGAUUUUUAUUGAGAAAUUGAUGUGAAAUCUGCUCUAGUGUCAUCUUCAAACUUACCAUUAAAUUAACUUGAAUUUUAAAUAAAAGUAAUUUGAAUGUGUAGUAAUACAGGGGUCCUCAGUUUAUUCGUCAUUAGGUCAGAACUAGUUACAUGGAACUAGCUGACAAGCGAAGCGGACGAAUACGUUGGUUUUGUUUGCAUUCGCCGGUUGUACGCCACCUUGGAUUGUGCUACAUUUGCUAACUUUUAGCCCUUCAUUGUGGCUCCCAAGCAUAAGCCAGACUCUGAUGGCAGUGCUUCGAAGAAAAGGAAAGCCAUCUCCGUGGAACUGCAUGAAAGUCAUUGGUAUUCAUGACUUUUCCGAAGAACUGAUCAAUAUCGUGAUGCUCAUAACAGCUUUGUUUACAUUUUUGCCAGAGUUCCGACUUAGGGCGAAAAUCGACUUACGUCGGGCCGUAGGAACGGAACUCCGACGUAAAUCGAGGACCCCCUGUACACCUGCAGAUAUAUCUUAGUAGAUGCAUAAAAUUAGUUGGCAACUUUUCCUAAACUGAUUUAUUGUUUUUUUAAAAGUGGAGAAAGAGCAAAACCAAUCUUUGAUAUGAGCAUCUUAAAUAUGAAGAUGAUUUUCUUUGUAUUUUUUGAGUCAUAAAUAAAUAUCUUUGCUUAUUUAAUUAUUGGUUGGAGAAAUCAAGAAGUCAAUGAAAGAUGUUUCUGUGGGCUCUCAGGAAUUGUGAAUGAACGUUUUUACACAUGUUCUACAUUUUGUAGACAAAAUGGUUAAGUGGUAAACCAACAAAGGCAUUGUCAUAAUCAAUUCCAAAAUGAUCUUUAGUUUGACGUUUUUAACAUGUUGUUCUCGCUUGUUUUUUUCUUGGCAAAAAUGGGCAUCCAUAUGUGUGUAGAGCAAUUAUACUAAUGUAAUGUUGAAUUAAUGUGAUCAUAAUUUAUUAAUGUUAUGCAUUUUAAUGAAGAUAGAAUUAAAAAACAGGCAUCUUUUCAGCUUUGAUAGAAGUGCUACAAUUUCUUUUCAGACAAUCACAAAUUUCCAAUAGUACAGAACAAAACAAUGAGCAAUUAUAGACGUCAUUUUACAGCAGAUCUCAGUUGUAGCUAAAAGUGAACAAAGAUGGCCUUACUUUUACUGUCUACUAAAAGUCCCUGAUUAGCAUCUCUCAGUAUUAAUGCCAUUCUAUUUUGGGGAACCUGAACAAGUCUUAUCUUUGUAACCCAUACUCACUUUCAUGAAAUGAUGCCUCAGGAUCAGGUAUCCACUUUAUUUCCUUCUUAAGACAUUCAUCCCGUUGCAUUUCCCUCUUAUAGGGUUACCACUCUGCAUCUCCCCUGCUGCUUUCGAAGAGGUUUUUGGCCUGCAGAUCUGGAUUUGGUGUGAAUUAUUAACAGGAGAAGUGUAUUUGUAGGGGCUGAUGGGCGUAGCUCAUUACCUGAUAGCUCCUGUCCUUGUUGGCUUUGAUGGACAUAUGUCACUGUACUUCAAUGGCUGUAGUGUUAUCGAGGAAAGGGAACACUUUCUAAGAGCAGAAGUCCCUUGUGCUGCCUCUUCUCUCGUAUCAAAGCCGUCUAGUCUCAGCACUCUGACUUCUCCAGAAGGAGGUGGACGCGACGAUGGAAACCUCAGCGGGCAUCAGGCUGCGCUACGAGGAGCUUCUGUUUUACGCAGCCUGUGUUUGUAACUGCUGGUCUGUGUGUCUGUGUGUUUGUGUGUGUCUGGAAGGCAGAGUGUUUAGGAGGGGAGGCGGCCUCAUGCGUAUGGGCAGCAACUGGAGGUGGCAGCUCUCCCGGGCCAUGCGACUCGCAAUGCGCUGGUGCCGGUUGUGCCGCCUGCAGAGGGGAGGCCGAGGAGGCGGCGGCGGCAGCAAACCGUUGAUCAGCGGCAGGUUGUUGGAGCUGUGGAGUUACAGCAAACUGCUGCUCCAGUCGCUUUAUUACAACAGCCUCACCAACUCAGACACUCUGCUGGACUGUGCGUUCGAACCCGUCUACUGGAUCGUGGAUAACGUGACUCGCUGGUUUGGAGUGGUGUUUGUCUCUCUCGUGACGCUGCUGACGUCCUCAGUUGUGGUCAUCGUCUACCUGUUUGUCCUACCCACAAUCCUCAGCACUUACCCUGUGCACUGGAUAGUCUGGCACCUCUGCUGCGGCCACUGGCUUCUCAUCAUGGUGGUCUUCCAUUACUACAAGGCCACCACCACCUCACCGGGACACCCACCAAAGGACAAAAUUCACAUCCCCUCCGUGUCCAUCUGUAAAAAAUGUAUCACACCAAAACCACCAAGGACGCACCACUGUAGCAUCUGCAAUGUGUGUGUUUUGAAGAUGGACCAUCACUGUCCCUGGUUGAACAACUGCGUGGGCCAUUUCAACCAUCGCUACUUCUACUCCUUCUGCAUCUACAUGACUCUGGGCUGCAUCUACUGCAGCAUCAGCAGCAGGGACCUGUUUCUGGAUGCCUACAAUGCCAUAGAGUCUUACUACCAGACUCCUCCUCCCGACUUCACCUUCAGAGAAACCACUGCUCAUAAGAGCGUCAUCUUCCUCUGGGUGCUGACCAGCUCGGUGGCAGUAGCUCUGGGAGGACUCACCUUGUGGCACAGUAUGCUCAUCAGCAGAGGAGAGACCAGCGUGGAGCGACACAUCAACCGCAAAGAGGUCAAAAGACUGAGGGAGAAGGGCAAAGUGUUCAGGAAUCCAUACAAUCAUGGUAAAAUGAACAACUUGAAGUUGCUGUUUGGUGUGGAGAAAAGAAGUCACUGGUUCACUCGGGUCCUGUUACCCUCCAGCCAUCUUCCCAGUGGAGACGGCAUCAUGUGGGACUGUACCUUCACCAGGAGAGACCCCAUGGCCAUCUGACUUGCAGGGUUUAAUUCCUCUACCACAUCAAAAACCUUAAAGCUGCACUUCCACUACAAGCAACGUGGCCGAUGUGUCACUCGUCGCUGAACUCUGAGUGCAGCAGCGAGAAUCUGGUUCAUCUGCUGCUACAAUCAUGAGACGAGGAAAAGAAGGCGUGUUGUUACACAAAUCAGGAGCACACGGAAAGGACUACUGAUUCAACUUUUUAAGAUCACUCUUUCACCUGUCAGCCUUGUUCAGGAGGUCUAACCUAAGACUGCAGUGCUGCUGACUGAUUGGAUUAGCAGGUGCUGCUGGUCAGCAUCCUCCUCCAGCAUAAACCCAACCAUCAGUCAAGACUCAACUGUGAAUUGUACAUUACUUGGACUAAAAACCAACACAACAGACUCUUUCUUACAAGUGUGCGAGAUGGAUGGAUGGAAGCACUGUGACGUGCAGGCACAGCUUAUUAAAGGUGUUUGUGUUGCAUUUUUCAAACAUCAAAUCAGCACAUUGUAAACUUAAACAUGAUUGGUAGCUGCCAUCUUACUCCAACUGUGCUGUUAAUGUGAACAAAUUAAGACUAUAUUUCCCUGAAACUGCUUGUUUCUUUUAUUCGAAUAGUUUUCUGUGUUUGCCUAGAGGUGUUUUACACUGCCUGUCCAAAAAAAAAGUCACACACUCUAAUAUUUCAUUGGACUGCCUUUAGCUCUGAGAACGACACACAUUCACCGUGACAUCAUUUCUAUAAGCUUCUGCAAAGUCACAGCUUUUAUUUCUGUCCAGAGUUGCAUUCAUUUUCUACCAAGAUCUUAUAUUAAUGAUGGGAGAGUCGGACUGCUGUGCAAAGUCUUCUCCAGCUCAUCCCAAAGAUUCUCAAUGUUGCUGAAGUCUGGACUCUGUGGAGGUCAGUCCAUGUAUGAAAAUGAUGUCUCAUGCUCCCUGAUCCACUCAUUCUCAAUGUGAGCCCCAUGAAUCCUACAAAUUUUUUUUGGACAGGAAGUGUAUUUUCCAUUUGGAAACAGAUUUAUCCCGUUAACCUUCGUUUCCACUAUCAGAGCAGCACUCUGUUCUUAAUUCAUGUUGUGAAACAGUUCAGCAGAUUUCCCUUUAAAUGUGACUUCUUGGUGAGAGACAUAAAAGAAAGACUGGCGGUCUUUUCAGAGAAGCUCUCCUGUGUUUACACUGUUGUAAUGUGCCAGCAUGAAUGUGCUCAUGAUUCACUGAUGAUAAAAGUGCAGAACACAGCACCAAUAACUACUGUACUGAUCACGGACUCAGUGACAGAUCUUGCCUGUUUAUUCAAAAGGUCUUUAAGCUUUCAUUGUAUAGUUUGUCUAUAAUAACUGUUUAUGUGUCUUAAAAUCAUGAGAUGAAAACAUAUUCUCAAUAUUAUUUUUGGAUUUGUUUGAUAGGUGUCCUGUGAUUAUUUAAAUAAUUCUCAAACAUGUUGUUUUGAUGUUUACACCUACAGUUAAACUGUGUUUUGAAAGCAUGUGAUGAUGAGAUUGAUUGGAAAAACUGGUCUGAGCUUUUGUUCUGGUGCCAAAGAGCGAAAAACCAAGAGUUUGAUUCACUUUUCUUCAGUUUCUGACUUGAAUCUUUUGCUUGCUUAACAGUUUAAAGGUGGAGUGAACUAGUGGAGUCAGUAGUGGAACAAUGUUGUGUGAAUCGGUUUGAGACCCUUAGUUUGUUUUCUAUUUACAGAGCCAGAGUUGUGUACUAACACCAGAUUUUUACCUACACUGAACAGACAGCUAUCUGGAUGAGAUACUCACUGAAUCUGACAAAGUGUAUUAAUAAUAUUAACAAUAGAAUCACAGACUCCACCUUUUUAAAAAACAAACAAACUGCAUAACACCCAGUUUCUCAUCUUUGACAUUUCAUUUUUGGAUGCUGGUGAAGAAGUUGUGUGCCUUGUGUGGAUCUUCAGCCUUGAAAUUGAGCCUCUUUAAAUGAGUCAAUAAGGCACUGUGAAAUAUAAUUCCUAUUUUUUUUAACUCCCUUUAAGAUUUUUUACUGCAACGUGUUCAUAUCAGUGACUUCAUUAUGGACGAGUUGGAUGUGUAGUUGCCAUAGAAACAUGACAUCCACCUAUGACAUCAUUUGUAAUCAACAGGAGCUGUGCUCUGGUUUGAAUUUUCUUUUUGAAAUAAAACAUUUUUUUGCAAUUUCUUA